AUGAAAAACAUCAAUCCAUUUCUAAUUUUAACUGUCUUUAUUUUUAUCAUUCGGUUGAGCGAUGCUAAACCUACUGGCGAUAAAUUCUACAUGGAUAAAAUGUGUGGAAAUGAAUCAAUUAUUCUUGAUGGUGAUUCUAAACCUGGUACAUCGUUUCAAUUAACAAGCAAUAGUAAAUAUCAGCCGAAUUUUCAUUGUACUAUCAAAUUUCGUACAGCACAAGCAACACAACGAUUUGUUGUUACGGUAGAAAAAAUGCAUACUGUUAAUUGUCCACAUGAUUUAUUACAAAUCUAUGAUGGUUCAACAUUACUUAAUAAAGAUAUUAAACAACAAUGUGGUACACCUUCUUCAUUCAGUUUUACUACUACAACAGGACAAGUAACAUUUACAUUUAUAAGUGGUGCAGGAACUAAAUCUUCGGGUUUUCAAAUAGCUAUUGCACUUCAUUUUCCAGCGGUCGCUGCAUGUCCUCAACAUCUUGGCUUUUUUCUAUGUAGCAAUAAGAAUUGUAUUUCAAAAAAACUUCAGUGUGAUACACAUAAUCAUUGUGGUGAUUUUACAGAUGAAAUAUCAUGCAGUAUAGUUGGUAAAAAAUAA
This is a messenger RNA of Rotaria sp. Silwood1, 600 nucleotides long. The record is from the annotation of a GenBank genome assembly. NCBI's taxonomy places the organism in Eukaryota, Metazoa, Rotifera, Eurotatoria, Philodinida, Philodinidae.